GUUGGAUCGUGUAUCUAUAUAUAUUGACUGAUCAGUGAUCAUAUCGGCCAACUUGACCCAUCUUUUCAAGACUAUUUUAUCUCCAAUUCUUGUAGUUUGUAACAAGCAUAUUCAUUACCACCUCAUAAUGGAAGUGGGAAGAAUACAAACCUUGGCUUUGGAUAACCUCAAAGAGAUUCCACCUCAGUUCAUUCGUCCAGCAAAUGAAAGGCCAGAAAACACUAAAGCCCUAGAAGGUGUCACUGUGCCUCUCAUCUCGUUGUCUCAACCACAUGAUCUUUUGGUGAAGGAAAUAGCCGAAGCUGCUUCUAAGUGGGGGUUUUUCCAGGUAACUGAUCACGGUAUAUCACACACGUUGAUCCAACGUUUGCAAGAGGUUGGUAAGGAGUUCUUUUCCCUCCCUCGUGUAGAGAAAGAGGCUUAUGCAAAUGACCCUUCCAAUGGUAAGUUUGAGGGCUAUGGCACAAAAAUGACCAAAAACCUUGAAGAAAAGAUAGAGUGGGUUGAUUAUUUUUUUCAUAUCAUGGCUCCUCCUUCUAAAGUCAACUACGACAUGUGGCCCAAACUCCCUCCUUCCUACAGGGAAGUUACAAAAGAAUACAACAACGAGAUGUUAAGGGUAACAGAUAAGGUUUUGGAGGUUUUGUCCGAAGGGUUAGGGUUGGAGAGGAAUAUUUUGAAGUCAAGCUUGGGAAAUGAAGAAAUAGAACUAGAAAUGAAGAUAAAUAUGUACCCACCAUGUCCACAACCACAAUUGGCUUUGGGAGUUGAGCCUCACACUGACAUGAGUGCCCUUACUCUACUCAUCCCAAAUGAGGUUCCAGGACUCCAAGUUUGGAAGGAUGAUUCCUGGGUUGCGGUCAAUUACUUGCAAAAUGCACUCUUGAUACACAUUGGAGAUCAACUUGAGAUACUAAGCAAUGGAAAGUACAAGAGUGUUUUACAUAGAAGUUUGGUGAACAAAGAAGAAAUGCGCAUGUCAUGGGCAGUAUUUGUUGUGCCUCCACAUGAAGAGGUCAUAGGACCUGUCCCUUCGCUCGUUAAUCAUCAAAACCCAUCCAAGUAUUCAACAAAAACCUUUGCUGAGUAUCGUUAUCGCAAAUUCAAUAAGCUUCCCCAAUAAGAGACACAUUGAAGAAUCGUCACUUGUCGUAUGUAGUAUGUUGUAUUCAUGAAAUAAAUUUGUAUGCCAAAUAUGGAGGAAUUCCAUCGCAUGGUACGAUAUAUCCAUCUUCAUUAACUAGCUUAGCUAAUUUCAAUUACGAGAUUAGUUUUAAAAUCAAAUCACCUUAUUAUUCUCUUAAUAUUUUGUAUGCGUCAUUUUCCAUCAAAAUAAAAUAUUUAAAUA
Messenger RNA from Cajanus cajan (pigeon pea), 1348 nucleotides. Its product is annotated as flavonol synthase/flavanone 3-hydroxylase. The record is from RefSeq and is a predicted model, not a curated record. Lineage: Eukaryota; Viridiplantae; Streptophyta; Magnoliopsida; Fabales; Fabaceae.